This is a messenger RNA of Toxoplasma gondii ME49, 1096 nucleotides long. RefSeq lists its product as hypothetical. NCBI's taxonomy places the organism in Eukaryota, Apicomplexa, Conoidasida, Eucoccidiorida, Sarcocystidae. The transcript has a single exon. The record is from RefSeq and is a predicted model, not a curated record. The coding region runs from base 346 to 912 and encodes 188 amino acids.
CAAGCGUGGAAGGGACGAGGGAGCGCACCGUCACAAAGUUGGCUAGGUGGCAGACUUGCGCUGCGCUGCCACGUCUGGGGUAUGUUGCGAGCCAAAAAUGCGGAUAGGGAUAGGUGCCUUGCUGCCAAAGAAAGGAUGCUGAGAGAGACAGAGGGACAGGGGAAGGGAAUCAACUUCUCUUCUGUGGCGUGACAAGAGCUUGUCAGUGCCUGUAUCUUCCGAGACGAAACUGUGCUGACGGGUCUAUCACUUCUUGCUUAUUCCAGGUUCGCGCGUUGCACUGCAUCACGCCGGUUGUAUAUAUAUCUCUAUCACAGGUGACUUGAAUCUCUCUGACUUUUCAACAUGGCACGCGGAUUCUGCGGUCUCCUCUUCGUUGUGGCGCUCGCCAGCGCAGCUUGCCAGGUCGCUACAGCAGACACCACGGAUUACCCGAACUUCCUGGAGGCGCUGACUCGGCAAAGCGAUGUCAGCACGAUGAUGGAUCGCAUGGCUCAGACCUUCUUUAAUGCCGCGACGCAGAAUGAAGGCGUCAAGAUGAUGGAGCGUGCCCUUGGCUCUGUUAUGGACCCCAGUGCAGUGCAGAAUCUGUUCGUCGAGGCCAACAGAAACGCCAAGACUUUCUUGAACCCGUUCGAGGCUCUCUGGGGCACGAGCCAGUUCCAAAACCGCGCAGCGGAGAGUAACACCAACGAAAACGCUAUGUCCGAGACGUCUCCCCAGCGGGUCUUCCCCUUCCCAAUCCCCUUCCCCUUCCUGUUCCCCUUCACUGGAGCAUCCCCCGCUGCCAAGUACGGCCCUCGCUACGAGUUCCACGACCACAUCUAUGAGUGCGGUGGCAGACCAUGCGACGAGAGCUACUCCACGUCGCACUCGUACUCUCACUCUCACUCCGUGUCCCGGGAGGAAUAGAGCGCAUCGUUCUUUUUUUGUCAUGGAAUGCGGGGAGGGUCACGGGUGCUCUGCAUUUACCGGAAAAGAUCUGAGUGAACGAAGCAACUUGAGUGUCGCGUGACUGUUCCGCGCUUGCUGUGCAGCAGGUACGAAUGUUCUUGAGUGUUUGUGAAGACCGCACCUCAAGAAUUUGAAUUUCGGU